GUGGCCUCUUCGUGGGGACGAAUGCUGAGCGGCUUGCCGAAUACAAGCGCUUCGCCGAGACUGGCAAGUAUUUCGGCAUUGAGAGCCACGUCCUAUCACCCUCGGAGGUGAAGGAUGUACAUCCGCUCCUGCGGGUUGACGACAUCUAUGGGGGUGUGUACUCCCCAGGUGAUGGUACCAUUGAUCCGACCAGCAUUUGCAACGCUUACGCGAAGGCCUCCCGAAGGUUUGGCGGUGGAGUGUACGAGAAUGUCGGUGUCAGCGGUAUAGAGGUCGAGGACUACCUCACAGCUGGGUCCGCGCCUGCAAGGCGAAUCAAAGCAGUUCUGACGGCCUGCGGCAAGCGGAUCGAGACCCCCACGGUUGUCAACGCCUGCGGCGCAUGGGCUAACGAGAUCGCAGCCCUGGUAGGUGUGCAGAUACCUUUAAAGGCCAUGAAGCACGCCAUGGUCCUCACCGAGCCCAUUGCCGGCAUGCACAGCGGUUUGCCCAAUGUGCGUGACCACGACCUUAGCGUCUACUUGAAGACGCAAGGCGACUCCAUGGCGAUCGGCGGCUAUGAACAGAACCCUGAAUUCUGGCCAGAUGUCGAUCCUGGCUUUUCUUUUGGGCUUUUCGAGCUCGAUUACGACACUUUUGGGCAGAAUCUGGCCGGGCACAUGCAGCGAUGCCCAGUGAUCGAGGAGACUGGGAUCAAGUCGACCGUUUGUGGGCCGGAGUCUUUCACGCCGGAUCACAAGCCUCUCAUGGGCCCUCAUCCUGGUGUCCGCGGCUUUUACCACGCUUGUGGAUUCAACUCCAUGGGCAUGAUGCUGGGUGGAGGCGUGGGCCGCGAGUUGACGAAGUGGAUCCUAACCGGAUCCCCCGAGGUUGAUCUCUUCAGCUUCGACUGCGCGCGCUUCCACCCCGAGAGCGUGUCGGACAGCCGUUGGGUCCGAGAUCGCACCCACGAGAGCUACGCGAAGACGUAUGCCAUCGUCUUCCCUCAUGAUGAGUCCUUGGCAGGUCGUGGCAGCCGGAAGUCGGCUCUCUACGAUGAGCUGCUGAGCCGCGGAUGUGUUUACCAAGCGCGUCACGGCUUUGAGCGGCCGGGUUGGUUUGUACCCUCCUCGGGCAGCCAAGAGGCCCUCAGCUAUGAUUUCUAUGGUGCCUAUGAGGAGGGCGCUUGGCGACUGGGCGAAGCCGAUCAUCCUGAUAUUCCCAGGCAUGAAAGCCACGAGUACCUGGACCUUGUGGAGGGAGAGCUGACUUUUGACUGGCCACGGAGUCAUGCCACUGUCGCGGAGGAGUGCCGUGCUGCACGGGAAGGCGUGGCCAUCUUCGACCAGUCCUACUUCGGCAAGUUCUACUUGAAUGGACCGGAGGCAGACCAAGCCGUUCAGUACCUUUGUGGUGCAGACAUGGAGGGCAAGCGAAUAGGAUCCGUCACCUACACGCCUUUGUGCAACUCUCGUGGUGGUGUGGAGGCCGAUCUCACCGUGACAAAGUUGCAGAACCCAAAGGGCGACAACUACUACUACUUCGCUGCAGGUGGCAACACGGCCACAAAGGACUUAGCCUGGAUCCGGAAGGUUUUAGAGGACCAGAACUUCGAUGCGCACAUCGAGGAUCACAGUGAGUCUAUGACCCUCAUCUCAGUGCAGGGGCCCCAUAGCCGGCGCUUGCUUCAGUCUUUGACUGACUCAGACAUGAGCGAUGCGUCUCUGCCUUUCUCCGGUGCCAAACACUUGGAGAUCGCCGGGCAUCCGCUCCUGGUCCUUCGGCUCACCUUCGUCGGUGAGCUUGGCUUUGAGCUGCACACUCCCGCAGAGUCUGCAGUUGCGGUCUACCGCGCCGUGCACGACGCCGGGGCGAAGCUUUCCGAGCUUGACGGCAUUCCAGUGCGGGAUGCAGGGUAUAGGGCUAUAGACAGCCUCUCCGCGGAAAAGAACCUCCGCCACUGGCACGCAGACCUUAGCAACCGGGACACUCCGCUGGAGGCAGAUGGGAGCAAAGAAGGACAC
Symbiodinium sp. CCMP2456 is the source of this 2003-nucleotide messenger RNA. NCBI's taxonomy places the organism in Eukaryota, Dinophyceae, Suessiales, Symbiodiniaceae. The record is from the annotation of a GenBank genome assembly.